Drosophila kikkawai is the source of this 1062-nucleotide messenger RNA. Its product is annotated as adenylate kinase 2. Lineage: Eukaryota; Metazoa; Arthropoda; Insecta; Diptera; Drosophilidae. The record is from RefSeq and is a predicted model, not a curated record.
UACAAUUUAUAUGUCAUAUUUACAUAAUAUUCCUCAAAUUUUAAACAAAUACUUCCUAUUUUAAUUGAUUUCCCAACAUCACCAUGUCUUGCCCCAAAAAAUUCAACAAAGAAAUGCUGGUGGCGUUUGGAGCCGCCUUUAUGCACUACAUCGAAAAGCACAAGCUGAUGGAGGUAAUGAGUCGCAUUCUGGCAGAGAUUCUGGUGGCCGAUGAUGUCACCGAUGUGCGUCUUUGGAUGGGCCAGAAUAUCCGAAGAAUUGGAGUUGACAUAUAUUCCAAAUCCUUGGAUGCCUUCCACCGCGGAGUGCAGGGGGAUUUCUACCAGUUGCCAAGGAACUUUUAUCACCGAAUCGUGAUCCAUGGCAAGCCGGGAUCGGGUCGCAAAUCCCUAGCUCAUGUACUGGCCCAACGCUGGGAUCUGCUAAUCCUGGACGUUGAUGUCCUUAUCUAUCAUAGCAUUAAUGGGGCCAAGCAGAACGAGCACACCCGUCUGCUGCAGGAGGGCAUCGAAGAGGAUUGUGUCUACAAGAGAUCCGAGGCUGUGGGUAAUCUUAUCCAGAGUCGGCUCCUGCAGGAUGAUGCCCUACACCGUGGCUGGAUACUUUUCAAUUAUCCAAACAACAAGUGCGAGGCCAAGCAUCUUUUCGAGGGCUUCACCGUGCCCCCAAAUAAGUUCAUAUUUCUGCAAAUCGAUGAACGCAUGGCCAAGAUAAGGAUCCUGGUCAAUAGCUACUCUCCGGGGCCACAGUCAAAUAUCAGUUACCUGGACCGUCAGAUGCAACAGUUCCGAAAGAGUGAACCCGCCUUGAAUGCCUAUCUAAGCCAGCGCCGUGAGGUGAUCUACGUGGAUGCCACACCUUGUUUCGAGCAGGUCAAAUGCGAAAUUAUCUCCCAACUGACCAAAACGCCCUACAUUCUGGGCAAGAAAUACGGCGAGGCGAAUGCCUUAGUCUGAAUUUGAUACCAGGCAAAGUGCCUAGGCUACAAAAUUGACUAAAAAUGUGUGUUUGAAAGUCCUUUCUCUGAUUACUCUCGUUAUUAUUAUUAUUUGCUCAAGUGUC